AGAGCCCGUCUGCGGCUCUUGAAUGCAGCUCGCAUACAGGGUCAACGAGUCGAAGUUCGGACCAAACUUGACGCCUCCACAUUUUAUCUGCAGCAGCCACGAUGGCCGGACCUCCUAUCAUCAUAUGGAAAGAUGAAGUCGAGCGCCUGUUGCGUUACAGAGAUCUGGUCCCACGUCUGGAGGAAGCUUUGGGGAAGUUCUCCAGACGGGACAGCGCAGAGGUGAUCCAGCCUGUGCGCAGUACAGUGCCCCUGCAGAAACACCGCGGCUUCAUGGGAUCGAUGCCGACAUACAUGGAGAAUGACGGAGUCCUGAGCACAAAGUUAGUGUGUUUUUACGACAGGAAGAAAGGUUCAUCUCUGCCAGCCACGCAAGCCACAGUGGUGCUGCUGGAUCCAGAAUAUGGGAAUGUAAAGGCUGUCAUGGAUGGAGAAGUCAUCACCAGGAUGAGGACAGCUGCAGCCUCAGCCAUCUCUGCUAAGCUGCUGAUGCGUCCUGAUGCAGAAGUGCUGGCAAUCUUGGGGAGUGGCCACCAGGCCCUGAGCCAUUACAAUGUGUUCACUGAAAUGUUCUCAUUUAAAGAGGUGCGUGUCUGGAGCCGCACAAGAAAGUGGGUGGAGAAGUUUUCUCAGUCUGUGAGUGGUCCGGUGAAGAUCUGUGACUCAGUGGAGGAAGCAGUGAGGGGAGCGGAUGCCAUAGUGACAGUAACCAGAUGUACAGAGCCAGUGCUCUUUGGUCAGUGGGUGAAACCAGGAGCCCACGUGGCAGCAGUGGGAGCUUGCAGGCCAAACUGGCGGGAGUUGGACGACGUGAUGAUGAAGGAGGCGGUGGUGUACACUGACAGCAGAGAGGGAGCAAUGGCCGAGUCCGGUGACAUCAUCCUCUCUGGGGCUGAGGUGUUUGCAGAGCUUGGAGAGGUUAUAAAUGGGACAAAACCUGCCCACCGAGACAAGACGACUGUGUUCAAAUCCCUUGGAAUGGGAGUUGAAGAUGCAGUAUCUGCUGAGCUGGUAUUUCAAGCUUCAAGGUUCAAGGAAUCUUCCCCGAGGGGAAAUUUGUUGUCCAGCAGCAAGAUGUAACAUAAAUAACACAUAUACAAACAAACAACAGCAAUCAGUGAAAGACAAAAUAAAUACAUACUACAUAAAAGUUCCACAUCUCACAUUGAGUUAUUAAAAAAAAGCCUAGAGCAGCAGGAACAGAAUAGUUUUAGUGUCUGUUUGUUCUGCAUUUAAUCAGGCAGAAUCUGCGGCCAAAAUAAACCAACCCCCCCUAAAAAAAUAGGUCCAUGUUCACGGUCGUUGUACGUCAGCAGCGACACUAGUGCCAAAAUGUGCUCAGCAUGUUCUCUACUUUGUCCUUAUAAUUCAAAUUUGCAAGCUUAAGUUCCUUUUUAGCUUGUUUUUGAAGUACUCUGUAUUGAGUCAUGUCACUUUGGUUGGUUAAUUAGUGUGAAAAGGAUAAAACAACCCGUCAAACUGAGGUGAGUCAUUGCUAUGACCGUCACACGCAGAUCACUUAAAGUCCAGGUCAGUAGGGACAAUAAAAACAGGUUAAACGUUAAAAGACAACACUCUCACUCUGCACACUGCUGCUGCUGCCUGUCGCCAUUACAGCGCCAGUCCUUAACCAAGCCAAGCAACCAUGAAGAGGCCAUGUGUUUAAAUCUUGACCUCUCUGUUUGCCCUCUGUAGGACUCAAGCUGAUUAUCAAGAAAGAGGACAGCAAAUAAUCUAGAUUUUACUUUGGUGCAUUCACCCUAAAUAAAAAAAAAAGAAAGCCACUGCUAUAUAACCUGAUGAAAGUAUCUAAUACUGAGGCGGCUAGUUGAUUAAUCAUUGUCAAAAAGAGAGAGAGUGCAGUACUUCUGAAAAUCUGUUUAAAGAAUUUAUCGAGCAAUUUAAAGAGACUGUAGCAAUGCUAGUUAGGCACAGUGGUGUUUUGAGCUAAAUACUAACAUUUGACAUUUAUCACGUGUAAUGUUCACCAUGCCAAUAUUAGCAAAUGAGCAAAGCAGGAGGACUGUCUUUAGCUUUUAUAGUAAUUUGUGUUAACACUGCCGUCCUGUGAGUGAUGUCACUACCAUGGUUAAAAAUGUCAAUCAUUAGGCUGGUUCCUGCUUCUCAAAUGUGAUUUUUUGUUGUUGUUGUAAGACAAUUUUCUUUGUGUUUUAGCUUGUUGGUUAGCAAAUGAAUACAAACACUUUGAAGACA
This is a messenger RNA of Larimichthys crocea (large yellow croaker), 2213 nucleotides long. It is a transcript of the gene crym, whose product is annotated as crystallin, mu. The coding region runs from base 102 to 1079 and encodes 325 amino acids. The transcript is spliced from 8 exons. Gene Ontology annotation, molecular function: thyroid hormone binding. The record is from RefSeq and is a predicted model, not a curated record. Gene Ontology annotation, cellular component: cytoplasm. NCBI's taxonomy places the organism in Eukaryota, Metazoa, Chordata, Actinopteri, Sciaenidae. Gene Ontology annotation, biological process: thyroid hormone metabolic process.